AUGGCUCCUCCUGCUGAAAUUAAAAGAAAAUUAGUCAUCGUCGGUGACGGUGCUUGUGGUAAAACUUGUUUAUUAAUUGUAUUCUCGGAGGGUGCUUUUCCUGAAGUCUAUGUUCCAACUGUCUUUGAAAACUAUGUUGCUGAUUUAACAGUUGACGGUAGAAAAAUAGAAUUAGAAUUAUGGGAUACCGCUGGUCAAGAAGAUUAUGAUAGAUUAAGACCUUUAUCAUAUCCUGAUUCAAACGUCAUCCUAAUCUGUUAUUCCAUCGAUUUACCUGAUUCAUUAGACAACGUUCAAGAAAAAUGGGUUCCUGAAGUCUCUCAUUAUGCUCCAAGUGUCCCAAUAGUUCUUGUUGGUUGCAAAUGCGACUUAAGAAAUGAUCCAAAGACUAUACAAAGAUUGAAAAAAAUCUUUAAUCAAUCUCCAAUAUCAAAACAAACUGGUCAAUCUGUAGCCAACGCUAUUGGUGCCAAAGAUUUUGUCGAAUGUUCUGCCAAAACUGGCGAGAAUGUUCACUACGUUUUUGAAACUGCUACUAGAGCUGCUUUAGCUUCCAACUCCCCAAAAACCUUCCAUAAUUCGUCUAGUCGUCGUCAUAGAUGUAUCGUUUUAUAA
Messenger RNA from Ascoidea rubescens DSM 1968, 615 nucleotides. RefSeq names its product Rho family small GTPase. The coding region runs from base 1 to 615 and encodes 204 amino acids. The transcript has a single exon. NCBI's taxonomy places the organism in Eukaryota, Fungi, Ascomycota, Saccharomycetes, Ascoideales, Ascoideaceae. Gene Ontology annotation, biological process: small GTPase-mediated signal transduction. The record is from RefSeq and is a predicted model, not a curated record. Gene Ontology annotation, molecular function: GTPase activity; GTP binding.